Messenger RNA from Arachis ipaensis, 399 nucleotides. NCBI's taxonomy places the organism in Eukaryota, Viridiplantae, Streptophyta, Magnoliopsida, Fabales, Fabaceae. The record is from RefSeq and is a predicted model, not a curated record.
AUGUCGAUCCUGAUUAAUGGCUCUCCAUCUAAACCGUUUAAGAUGGAGAGGGACUUGAGACAAGGUGAUCCACUAUCUCCAUUUCUGUUUGUUCUGGUUGUUGAUGUUUUGCAUAAGAUGAUAGGAGAGCCAGUCAGGAACAAACGUAUUCUUCCACUGCUGAUUGGAAAGGACAAUAUAGAGCUAUCACAUCUACAGUUUGCAGAUGAUACUAUAUUAUUCUGUCCACCAGAGGAGGAGACUAUCAGGAGCUAUGCCAGGUUGCUAAGAUGCUUUGAGAUGAUGUCAGGGUUAACCAUUAACUUUGAUAAAUCAAGUUUAAUCCCAAUAAAUUUCGAACAGCAGUGGUUCUACAAUAUGUGCAACUUAUUGGGAUGCAAGGAGGUCAGCCUUCCAUAA